AAUUGAGACGCGCCCCUGACUUGAGUCGCUCGAGCCCCUCCUAUAGCUGGAGCUGAGACUGAAACCACUUCCCUGCUGCUGGGAAACCAGUUUUGACUGUACAUACUUGUGGAAUAGAGCAUACAAGCGUGGUGUAAGUUGUUUGUUUUGUUUUUUACGAUGCAUUCGGACACAGUGGAUAUUUCUGCCUCACCGAGAAAACGGAUCGUCUCGCGCGCGAUGAGCGAGGAAGAGUCUCUUCGACACAUAAUAGAGGCUGAAGAGUCACCCAAGCGCUUAUCUCGCAGAGACAGCAGAUAUGGAUCUCUCAGGAGGGGAGACACAAGAGGAAGUCAGAGUGAAGAUGAGCCUGCAGAGAACGCAUCCACGAUGGAGCUACAGCAGAACUACGAGAUGUGUUUAGCUGAGCUACAGAGUGUUGAACUGCGGCAGGAGGUGUUACUUUUCCAGGUAGGGUGUCUCCAGGAUGCCCUGGAGGGAGCUGAGGAGAUGCUCAUUGAGACCAAGAGGGAAGCUCAUCAAAUCAGUAUGGAGCUGGAGCGAGAGAAGGGGCAAAGAAGGAAGUUGGAGAACGAUGUUGAAUUGCUGAUGCAGGAGAUAGAGCGGUUAAAAGAGGAGAAAAUUUCAGUUGCAACUGAAAGUAUAAUACAAGAGCAGAAAGAAUCUGACGUAAUGACAGAUAAACCUGCUGCUGACGUAGUGGAUGGAUGCGUAUCUGAAGAGAUAAAAUCCGAAGACACACCUUCACAACCUACAGGCUCUACAAACAGUUUUGCUACCUUUGCUGCUGCAGCAUAUCUACUGUUCAAGAACAGAAGAUUAGAGCCAAAUUCCUCGAAACAGCCCGCUUCAGAGGGAACCUCGGUGGACCAGGAGGUAAAACCAGACGUGGUUGGCUCUGAACAGACUACAACAGACGGAAGCAGCCGGAAAUCUCAUGACGCCGAAGACUACGACGAGAGCAGUGGCUAUGAAGACGCUCCAUCAGAUUUCUCACCUUCGACUCCUGAUGGGUCUUCAGAUGCAGUGUUGCCAGAAGAUGGAGAGAUCGAAAUGAAGAACAGCAAUGAGGCCAGAAAUGCAAAAGAUCCAGAAGCCUGUCUUCUGUCUUGAAGUGUGAAACCCGUCUGAUUUUGAGACUGCUUUAAGUAUGAAUUCCUGCUGUUUCCAAAAAUGGCCAGAGGGCAUUUUACACUUUUUAUAAAUCUAUGUUUUAGUGCAACUUUAGUCCUAUAUUCAUAAACAUGCUGUAUUUUGCCUGGCACAUUUUGCUGUAUAUGGCUGGAAGUUUUUUUUUAUCAGAACUUGAUAUAUCACUGGGGCAUUUUUGGCUGGAGAAAAGAAAUAAAAAUUACUCUGACCUCAAGCUCAAGCGGGACUUAGUGGGAUUUUAUGUUACUGAAGUUAUGUGUAAAAGCUAAAAUUCGAUGACUGCAAAUCUAAUCUAACCUUCAAACCUGACCUUCAUCUUUGUAACUGUUCAAACAAAUUAUUUAUUCUUACAGAUGAAAAAUUUGUAGUAAGUAUUUCUGUUUUUACUAAUUGGGGCAAUAUAUUCAGGAAGUUCCAGAAAAAACCCACAAAAUGCUUAGCUGUAUGGUAAAUGGUAGUGGGAGAGUAAAUGGUGAUAUCAAACCCAUUUCUGCUAUCCCAGAUGCCCCAAAUGCUUUUUUAUAUGCAUCUAAAAUUUGAAGGAGUAAUCAUAAAGCACUAAAAUUCUGCAUAAGGUGCAGUCUCACACUGUAAGCCAAAAGUGACCUCACAAAUUUUAUAUCAGACUUACAGCCAUGAAAUAAAAAUGUGUUUAUACUGAUUAAAGAUGUCCGAUAAGUCGAUUUCCAUUCCGCUGGCAGAAUGAAACAUUAGUGUACUACCAGUUAAAAUACUUAUUUUCCUUUACACUGCCUAUUAUGUUACAUCAGGAUACAGCUCCACAAUCCAAACCCCAUUUUGAGCAGGUCUAGUGUGAGCGACAGCAGGAAAGCUAAUGUUUGAAUUUGGCAGGAAAAUGGAAAGGAUGACAAUAAUUCUGUGAUGUCAGCAAGCUAACAUCAAAUUCUGGUUAGGUAUAUACGUACAUAACCUGCAUGGCAACAAAGGUCUAAAUCCUGUUUGGUACGACAGAACAGUUUAUCAGACUUGUGAAUUAAAAAGUAGGUAUGCUGAACAUAAUAGCGUUUAAUAGACUUCAUUCAUCUUCAGUAACCACUUCAUCCUGGUCAGGGUUCUGAUGGAUCCAGAGCCUGUUCCACAUUGUAAAUCAUGCUAGCCCCAUUGAGUUAUGUGAACUUGUUUCUUCACUUUUUGUCCAUUUGUCAUGACAGAUUUUAUAUAGUGAAGUCAAAAAAUUAAAACUUCAAGUAAUCCAUUAUCUUAAACACUUAUGUGUUGAAACAAAGUUUUCCUUAGGUUGAAUGUAUGCACAUUUUCAAGGUAGCAAGUAAACUUUAGUAAUAUUUCAAAUGACUUCAAUUUGGGAAACUUUUUCACAUACGGCACUAUUAUUAUUAAACUUCUGUCUAAGCAGGGUUGCAAGAAUCAUCAAAUGAGGCGCUGUAGCUAGAUACUACUGCUGAAAUUUCCAUCUGUAAAUGAUUAUUUAACAGAGCCAGCUGCGAUUUAUAUGAAUUAUUAUUAUUGUUAUCAUUAUUAUUGAUAAUGACAAUAUGACAAUAUUUACAAUAUUGCUCAUUUUUAGCAUUUUUAACUGCUGGCUAAACUGUUCAUUGACAUUUUAUGCUGUAGAAUGUAUAUUUGUCAGCUUGAGUGAUGCACUUGGUUCAUUUUCCUUCUUUGAUUCUGCCCAUCUUGACUCUCUGACUGUACUUGCAAUUGAAUUCGUAUGUUCUCAGGGUGGACACAGAUGCAGAUUUCUAGAAUGCUGUUAUCUAAAUUAGCAAGGCAAGAUCCAUUCCCUGAUAUGUCACAUGAAAAAGCUUGCAUGCUUUUAUUAGCUUAUGUCAGUUUCUCUCUCUCUGUGUGUGUGUGUGUGUGUGUGUGUGUGUGUCUGUCUGUCUGUCUGUCUGUCUGUCUGUCUGUCUGUCUGUCUGUCUGUCAGUGGAACCUCGAAUCAAUCAUUUCCUAAAACAUCACUAACGAUCAUUAUCCUAUUGAUUGUAUAGUCGAAAUUUCUUUUAUUUUGUAAAAUGGUUCUUUUUGGAAACAAAAAGGUUUGUUGAUUUCAAUCAGAUUCAUGACAUCACUGCUAUUUCCUGCUUUAUGUCAGAGCUUGUUACUGAAGAAUGAUGCAUGCACAGAAUAGACAAACGCUCAUGAGAUAAGCUCAUGCAAAUCAUUACAGGCUUUACUAUUCAAUGAACAGUUGAAUAACAAUACAUUCUGCUUAAAAUUUAAUAUUUUAAAAGUUUAUUUUGUUCCAUGUCAGAAUAAGGAAGAAGCUGUUAAUUCAUAUCCACAUUGAAGUGCUGUUUUUAGCUGCUUUUUGUAAACUCAGAGUUCUAUAUAUAAUGUUUUCUGAAUUGUUUUCUGAAAAAAAAGUAAAUAAUAAACUGCUUGGCCAAAUGAAAUACAGUAUAUAUUAAUAGUUCUUUUGACUUGUUCCAUUUCCAGUUGUCAGAUGUUUUUUUUUUUUAGACACAAUCCAGUACAGCAGGAAUCUCUUACAUUUGCACAAUUAGCCAUGUAUACAAAAUUAAACAUUAAGCGUAUUUGCCCUGACUAUUGCAUAUCCUGUGCCUACUGUCUAUACUUGCAUGUAUUGUUUCAUGCUGGUCAUUAUUAAUUAAGUAGAAAGAUGCUGAUAUUAAAAUAUUCUGUCACAAUAAUUGA
Molecule: messenger RNA, 3789 nt
Organism: Tachysurus fulvidraco (yellow catfish)
Lineage: Eukaryota; Metazoa; Chordata; Actinopteri; Siluriformes; Bagridae
Exons: 6
Coding region: 160-1113 (317 amino acids)
Source: RefSeq, a predicted model, not a curated record